CCCGCUUUGACUUUGACUUCAACCUUCGAUCUUGUUCAACUUCCGUCAACACACAUCUUCCAAUCGCAAUCUCAAUUGCAGGAGUCCCGAGUUUGGGAGACGGACGCCGUACUAACAAUGAAUCCAUAGGAAAUUUGCUUCAUAUCAACAUCAUCGGUAAGUAUUUUGUUAACGCCCCAAACAGCACCCAUGAACUCUCCAGGAGUCCGGCCAUCCCCCAGGUCUGGAAUGGCUUCAGUCAUAUCUACAAAGGCCAUGACGCCUCGACCAUCGCCUUCGUCGCCCGCCAUACCCCCCACUCCUACCCCGUCACUUCCGGCUACACCCCCCAUGGCGCGAUGGCAACAUCCGCGCAUGAACGAAAUCAAUCGAAGGAAAAGCGCGAGCACCUUUGGAGGGCGCAACAUACGGACGAUCGUCUGGUCCAUCGCAUUACUCGUUUUCAGUGUUUACGCAGCUCCUGCCGUCUAUCAGACGGGGGAAAUGCUGCCGGUCGUCUUCAAAGCAUGCCUGCAAUUCCUUUUCGACGAGCCAUUAGAAACCGAAGACAUGCUCACGAUACCCACGGAACCUACCCUGGAAAACCCAACGACCUUCCCAGUCUCCUUUCUCCCAUGGAUCCUCCUAGCCUUCCGUGUCUCUCUCGUUGGUGUCAUAGCCCAUUCGAUGCAUCCCCUCUUCUUCACCCCCGAUGACUUCUCGGAUAUCCCUCUUACUCCAACUCAACGGUCCCUCCUCAACCUUCCGCCACUUCCUGCUUCUAAGACAUCGACACCUGCCUCGACGCCUGGAAGCGGCAUCCAUACACCGCCGCGCCUCCCUCACUCUCCAUCGACUUCCGCGCGUUCCCGUAGCCCCAACCCUUCCUUCGAGCCGUCUACGACACGCGCCGUUGCUGGCUCUAGUCCGGUGGCGUUCUCGAUACCCCCUCGAUUUAGCCCGGCCUCCGGUCGGCGCUCUGCCUCUGGCUCACCAAUGGGAAUGAGCAUCCGCGACCGAAGCCCCUUAGCAGACUCGAUAGGCUUAGGACGUUCUCACUCGGUUGGCCCAAGUCAUUCGCCUUCCUUGAGUGGAAGUAGAAAGAGAUGGAGCAUGGGUGGUGCGGGAAGCCCAGGCGUGUUGGGCGAGAGUAGCAUAUCAAAUAUGAGCGUGGGCCCUGGAUCCCCGACGCCAUUACCAAGAGGCAGUGCACCCAACGUUGGGGGAGUGGGGUUGAACAAUAAGUGGCUAUACGAACGGUUUCGGAGCAGCGGGCUCGGGGAGCGGAGGCUCUAUUCGAAUCCGAGCCGUCAGAAGCCAUCAGGUGUCAGUUCUAACAUCCGCUGACGGUAUCCAAAGAUCGGCCUACAUGGAGUCUUCCAUGCGCAUCGUCGAUGUCUCUCCGGACUGAGUGCCUUUCGCCUAUACAGCAUCAAGACAUUUUGAUCGGGGAAAUUGGCAUCUUUACCCGGCAAAGACGAGAUAGAAUUGGAUACACAAAAUACGUCAACCUCCCA
Messenger RNA from Eremomyces bilateralis CBS 781.70, 1496 nucleotides. RefSeq lists its product as uncharacterized. The coding region runs from base 190 to 1326 and encodes 378 amino acids. Gene Ontology annotation, cellular component: nuclear pore transmembrane ring; nuclear outer membrane. The record is from RefSeq and is a predicted model, not a curated record. NCBI's taxonomy places the organism in Eukaryota, Fungi, Ascomycota, Dothideomycetes, Eremomycetales, Eremomycetaceae. The transcript is spliced from 4 exons. Gene Ontology annotation, biological process: protein import into nucleus; spindle pole body duplication.